Messenger RNA from Panicum virgatum (switchgrass), 510 nucleotides. RefSeq names its product nucleolar transcription factor 1-like. The transcript has a single exon. NCBI's taxonomy places the organism in Eukaryota, Viridiplantae, Streptophyta, Magnoliopsida, Poales, Poaceae. Bases 1 to 510 code for a protein of 169 amino acids. The record is from RefSeq and is a predicted model, not a curated record.
AUGGCCAUCCUUUCUUCUUCUUCCACUAACUCCAUCUCCUCGAGCCCUUCUCCUUCUUCUUCCUCCUCCGCCCUCUCGGCCUCCUCCAUCAAGCCGAUUCCCGAGAGCCGAGAGCCCACCCCAGAGUUUGAUCCAACAGCGGCUCACGAAGCGCUAGAUACAGAGGAGUUCGAUUUUGGGAUCAUCUCCGACCCGGAUGAGCCCCAAACUGAGGGUGAAGACCUCUCAUCCCUGCUCGGGGGGGGAGGGGAGGUGGAGGAGAGGGAGGACGAUUGGUUCUCGUGGUACGUGAUCGACUCCUCCUCCGACUCCAUGGCGGGGAACGCCUUCCGCCUUCACAGAUUCUCCGAGGAAGACUCCGAGGAAGAUGACAAGGACAACGGCGGCGGCUACAGCAGUGACGACGAUGACGACGAUGGCAGCAGUGCCGACGGCAGCAGCAGCGACGGCGGGAGUACGCCGGCGAGAAGCCCCAAGCGCCAUAGGUACCUCGGUACCUACUGGUGGUAG